UAUGGUUAUAGGGAUGAGGCUGAGCUCAUAGAAGAAAUUGCCGAAUCUUUGUCAACAAAGUUGAAUAUAUUGUACCGAAGUGACUUCACAGAUCUUGUUGGAAUUGAUGAAAGAAUUGCAGAAUUAGAAUCAUUGAUGGAUCAAGGGUCAAAAGAUGUCCGUGUCAUUGGAAUUUGGGGUAUGGGCGGUAUCGGUAAGACAACCAUCGCAGCUGCAAUAUUCUAUCGAUCUUGUUUUGAAUACGAAGGGCAUUGUUUUUUGGCAAACGUGAGAGAAGAAACUGAAAAUCGUGGCAUUAUUUAUUUGAAGAAUAAAAUGCUUUCUUCACUACUGAAUGAAAAUGAUUUACAAAUUGGCACCCCAUAUCUCAUGCCCCCUUUCGUUAGGAGAAGGCUUCUUCGAAAAAGGAUUCUGGUUGUUCUUGAUGAUAUUAGUGAUCCAGAUCACCUUGAAAAUUUAGUAGGAGCACUUGAUUGCUUUGGAUCUGGUAGUAGAGUCUUAAUAACUACUAGAGAUAAACAAGUGCUUGCUAAAAGAGUUGAUGAAAUAUACGAGGUUAAGCCAUUGACGUUUGAUGAUGCUGCUCAACUUUUUAUGUUGAAUGCCUUUGAGAAUAAUUACGUAGACAUUGAGUGGAUUAAAUUAUCAAGGAAGGUGAUUAGUAAUGCUAAAGGAAUUCCAUUGGCUUUGAAAGUUUUGGGCUCCUUUCUUUAUGGCAAAAGCAAGGAAGAAUGGGAAAGCCAACUUGAGAAGCUAAACAAAAUGCCACAUGCGAAAAUUCAAGAUGUGAUGAGAUUGAGUUAUGAUCAACUAGAUAGGGAAGAGAAGAACAUUUUCUUAUAUAUUGCUUGUUUUUUGAAAGGAUAUGAAUCACAACAAAUAAUACUUCUGUUAAAUGCCUGUGGUUUCUCAACAAUUAUUGGAUUGAGGGUCCUCCGAGACAGAGCUCUCAUAACUGAAGUUAAAGAAUCAGCUAUCAGAAAAUCAAGAAUAUUUAUGCAUGAUUUAAUACAAGAAAUGGGUUGGGAAAUUGUUCGAGAAGAAUCAAUUGAUAAUCCUGGAAACCGUAGUCGACUAUGGGAUGCUAAUGACAUAUAUCAUGUAUUAAAACAUAACAUGGGGACUGAAGCCAUUCAAAGCAUAACUCUGAAUGUGGCAAAAAUUGAAGAUCUGCAGUUAAGUCCAAAAACCUUGUCCUCAAUGGACAAUCUGAAAUUUCUCAAUUUUUAUAAAGGUGCUUUUGAAAAGGGGAAUUUACAUCUUCCCAGUGGUCUUGAAUUUUUGUCGAAUCAGCUCAGACUUUUGCGUUGGGAUGACUACCCUUCCAAGUCAUUGCCGGCAACAUUUUCGGCUGAAAACAUUGUUACUAUGAAAAUGUACAAUAGCAAACUUACAAAACUUUGGGAUGGUGUCCAGAACCUCGUGAAUUUAAGGGAGAUUCAACUUGCUGAAUCAGAGUACCUGAUUGAGCUUCCUGAUUUUUCAGAGGCUAAGCUUCUUAAAAAUGUCAAUCUUAGCUAUUGUACAAGGUUGCGUAGUGUUCAUCCUUCUGUUUUAACUCUCCCCAAUCUCAACCAAUUGAGGCUUGUAGAUUGCAAAGCCCUUACUAGCCUUACAAGCAGUGCCCCUCUAAAAUCACUUACAUUUCUCGUGCUCAGUGGAUGUUCGAGACUCCGAGAGUUUUCAGUAACAUCAGAGAAAAGGUUAGAACUGUUUCUUUCAAACACAGCCAUCAAUGAUGAACUGUGGUCAUCAAGUGGACGCCUUGGCAACAUUGAAGAAUUGAGUGUAGAUGGCUGCCAAAGUCUCACAAAUCUCCCCUACAAGUUAGUUGACCUUAGUGGUCUUCGUUCUCUUAGUAUUUCUGGUUGCAACAAGUUAGCAUCAAAUCUGCAUUUCCUAUUAAAUAAGUUACGCAGUUUGAAAAAUUUGUCACUGAAUAAUUGUAGCAGCUUAUUUGAACUGCCCGAGAACAUUAGUUUCUUGUCAUCGUUACGUGAGUUGUCACUCACAGGGUCAACUAAUUUGACAACACUGCCUGCUAGCAUCAAGCAUCUUUUGAGGCUACAAUGUCUUAGGUUGGACGAAUGCAAAAGGCUUCAAUCCCUGCCAGAACUUCCACCCUCUAUUGCACACUUGUUUGCAAGGGACUGCACUUCCCUCGAGACCCUAAAGUUAACUUCAAUGUCUACAGUCUCAUUGGAAGAUGAAGUAUGCUUUCACUUUGGAAAUUGCAUGAAAUUGGAUCGGCAAUCAAUUAAAGUUAUUGAGGCAAAAGCGCUGCUUGAGAUGGAUAAAUUAGUAUCAGCUGUUGAAACAGGCACUGCUUGGACUAUGCAGGCUCAACUUGUAUAUCCAGGAAGCAAAGUUCCAGAAUGGUUCAUGUACAGGUCAACACAGUCUUCCAUCACUGUGGAUCUCUUCUCCAUUCCACGACCUAAGGAUUGGAGUUUUAUAUUCUGUGCAGUUGUUUCUCACUCUGAAUCCUUCGUUUACUUUGAAACUGAGUGGUAUUUUAGUGAUGGCCAACAGGUUUUGGAUGAGAUUAUGUAUUACUUUUGCAAACAUAUUGGCAUCAUUCAGUCAGAUCAUGUCUGUCUCUGGUAUAUCUCAGAGCUUCCUUCACAGGUGCAAAGGAUAAUUGAAGAGAAGAAUACUGAUCAGAGCACCACUGGUCAUGAAUCAGUUGAAAUAAAAUUCAUUGUUAAAACUCCUAGUCCAGUUCCAGUUUUGGAUGUCAAGGGGUGUGGGGUAUGCCCAACGGGUGCAUCAGGAUAUCGAAAUUAUAUUCAACAAAUGGAAUCGGUGUUACAGUCACAACCCAAUUCAUUGGGAAUCAAAGGAGGUUGCUCCUGUGACAACACUAAUGACAAAGAAGUGGUUCCUAGGAAGUCCAAGGAUUUUAUCUUCCCAAGCCCACCAACUGGGGCGUCGAAGAAUAGAACACGUGGCUUGAAAGAUAUUAUGUUUUUAUGAUAUUAAGUUCAGAUUUCCUUUUUCUUGGUGGAUUGAAGCAAAAAUUCAGGUGAUUUGUUUUUCCUCUAUUUUCCUUGACAUUCAAAAUGAGCUUAUCCUCGUGUUGUGCUCCCUAUCUGUUAUUAGUUUGAUAGGUUUUAUGGAGAUUGAGUCUUUGUAAAAUCCAGUUGAUGGAAAUGCACAGAUUGGGCAGGUUAAAUUGCGUAUUUAAGCUUUCCUUUUA
Neltuma alba is the source of this 3199-nucleotide messenger RNA. RefSeq names its product disease resistance-like protein DSC1. Gene Ontology annotation, molecular function: ADP binding. Bases 136 to 2976 code for a protein of 946 amino acids. The record is from RefSeq and is a predicted model, not a curated record. Gene Ontology annotation, biological process: defense response. NCBI's taxonomy places the organism in Eukaryota, Viridiplantae, Streptophyta, Magnoliopsida, Fabales, Fabaceae. The transcript is spliced from 3 exons.